AUGAGGUUCUACUUUAGUUAUGGUGCAAUCUGGGGAAUUCACGCAGCAGCGAAUUCAGUCGCAUUGGGACUCUUCUACAGUCUUUAUGUCCGCUGGACAUGGAUUGCGGAUAAGUUUUAUGGAAAGAAAACAUUUGACCGAGGGUUUGGAAAUCUGGCGGGGCAAAUUAUUGUGCCUUUGAUCAUGAUCGCGUGCAUUGUCGCGGCAGUGUGGGGAUAUUUAUGGAUUUGGAUUGUAUUUAUGCUGUUUGUGUUUGUAUUGUGGGUCAUCGCACUGGUAGACUUGACCAAGCACCGAAAAAGCCCAAGCUCUCGACAAAGACGAACAAUCAUCCUCAGUGCUGAAGACUGGAAGUAUGGGAGUUCACCGUACGUUACGAGCCACGGUCAGCUCGACAGGAUGCUCGUCUUGUUGAUUGUGGUCAUGACAAUCGUCCUCGGAAAAAAUGUGGCAGAAUUUGUGGGCUUCAUUUGCUUAACGUGGUAUUUCGCGUCGCCUGUUCACUUUUACUUGAGCAUUGUGCCGGAGAUUGCAUUUGCGGUGAUUCUUGCAUCGCCAGAAGCCCUAGCAAUGUUUGAGCCUGAGCGGCACCUGCCUGGUCAUCAUGUGCCUGAAAUGCGUGAAGCCAAUCCAUUCGAACCGUGA
Molecule: messenger RNA, 645 nt
Organism: Malassezia globosa CBS 7966
Lineage: Eukaryota; Fungi; Basidiomycota; Malasseziomycetes; Malasseziales; Malasseziaceae
Exons: 1
Coding region: 1-645 (214 amino acids)
Source: RefSeq, a predicted model, not a curated record